AUGUCUUCUCCAAAAACCCGUGCUCAGAGCUCUUCUUCUCCUAUUCCUCCUGCCUACAUCACUAGGACAGGCGUGGAUAAUCAAGCUAUUAAGGUUCGAAGCAAACUCCAUCCCUUUGCCCAAAAGAAUCUGGAUGAAAAUGUCCUCCAUCUGUUCGAAAACACCUUAGUUCUGGGCCCUCACUAG
Molecule: messenger RNA, 186 nt
Organism: Prunus armeniaca (apricot)
Lineage: Eukaryota; Viridiplantae; Streptophyta; Magnoliopsida; Rosales; Rosaceae
Source: the annotation of a GenBank genome assembly